UGAACGAUUAAGUGAAUCGGUGCCGUUAGAAAAUUGUAAGCAAUCGUAUCGGAACUCUUUACCAGUGCGUAUCGUUGUACAAGUGCGUGGCGAAAAUCGCGAAACCCCGUGAAACCAUGACGAACACGCCGGAAAAAGAAUUGGAGCGCUUGGACCUGGGAGAUUUGUUUGUCUGUCUACCGUUGAAUAUGGCCGAUUCGUGCGAUUCGGACAGUGUGACCGUGGUUGAGGGAGGCGAACCUCGCGAAGGUGCUGAGCAAUCCGGUGAACGUGAUCGAGUUGAGGAGAAUAUGGGACUCGCUGGCGAUGGUGUGGAGGUCUUCGGACCUGAUGGUGGGGGACAUGGCGAUUCCGGCCCGGAAGAUUGCUUGGACUGUGAGGGGCCUCCGUUCUAUGUGGAGGAAUCGUGCGAUCUGGACAAUGAGGGUCAGGCUGAGGGAGACGAACCUCGCGAAGAUGGUGAGCAAUCCGGUGAACGUGAUCGAGCUGAGGAGAAUAUGGGACUCGCUGGCGAUGGUGUGGAGGACUUCGGACCUGAUGGUGGGGGACAUGGCGAUUCCGGCCCGGAAGAUUGCUCGGACUGUGAGGGGCCUCUGUUCUAUUUGGAGGAAUCGUACGAUUCGGACAGUGUGACCGUGGUUGAGGGAGGCGAACCUCGCGAAGAUGGUGAGCAAUCCGGUGAACGUGAUCGAGUUGAGGAGAAUAUGGGACUCGCUGGCGAUGGUGUGGAGGUCUUCGGACCUGAUGAUGAUCCGUGUGAAGGGCCUGGCGAUGCCGGCCCGGGAUAUUGCUCGGACUGUGAGGGGCCUCCGUUCUAUGUGGAGGAGCCGUGGGAUUGGGACAAUGAGGGUCAGGCGGAGGGAGGCGAACCUCGCGAAGAUGCUGAGCAAUCCGGUGAACGUGAUCGAGUUGAGGAGAAUAUGGGACUCGCUGGCGAUGGUGUGGAGGACUUCGGACCUGAUGGUGAGGGGCAUGACGAUUCCGGCCCGGAAGAUUGCUCGGACUGUGAGGGGCCUCCGUUCUAUGUGGAGGAGCCGUGGGAUUGGGACAAUGAGGGUCAGGCGGAGGGAGGCGGACCUCGCGAAAAUGGUGAGCAAUCUGGUGAACGUGAUGGUGUGCAGCUCUUCGGACCUGAUGGUGCUCAGUGUGAGUGUAAGCAGAACGCAUACCACCCGGACAAGUGUUGGGAUUAUGAGGGGGCUCCAUCGUACGAGAAAGAAGUGUAUGAUCCGAACAACCAGAAUCCUGACCGCAAUGACAGUGGUGAAUACAGUGCCGGUGACAUCAACGCAAAUGCUUCGGCGCACACGGAACCAGCGGACCAGGGUAUGCAGGACAUUGGUCCGGAUGCUGCUGAAUGUGCGGAAGCAGGAAUCCUCGCCAUGCUGCCCUUGUUGGUCACACUUCCGUGGAACCCGGAACCGUUCUACCCGGAAAAUGCGAACCAAGCAGCGGGUGGCGAAUACUAUGAGUAUGCCGAUCAGUACAGUGAUCAAGAGGUCGAAUCCAUUACCGAUGAGCAGGCUUCCGUCCUGUCGGAUAGUGACGCACCCGAACAUCUCGCUGACGGUGGUGUGCAGCAGGAAGCCGCACCUGAUGACGCGCAAAACCUGGCGCAGGAGGACGGCAAGGAAGACUGUGCUGGUGCGGUCGGUGACGCUGAACCCCAACCUGGCUGGAAGGAUCGCAAUGACAUCCCGGCACCCAUCCCGACCACAAGCCGCCUGCUUCCACCACUACCCCCACUGGGCAAAGUGCCCGAGUUUUAUCUGGACAGUGACUGCUCGGGCGGAGUCAGUGAGGACUCUUCUGAGGACAACGAUGACUAAGAGCUAGCAUUCGCUGGUGCAGGGUGUGAAAGCCGUCCGGACGUGAUGCUGCCCGCAGGAGAAGCCGCAUACAUACUGGCAACGAGAAGUUCGUGAUGUAGUCACACUCCAGGGAUCCGUUCAACGUGCAGUACACGUCUGAGGCUGAGCGCCAUUUUUGUAAAAUAAUUUAAAAUCGAUAACCAUAUAUUUUGUUUGAUUUCUAACAGUCCUAUGUUAUUGUUUGAUCUUGCACGUCAAGAUACCUUUAUUCUUCAUAUUAUUUUGUUGAUGUAAGAGUUGUAUCAUAUAAACUAGAAUUAAGACGAGAAAAGCCACAAAAGUCAAUUUAGCAGCACAGUAAAAAUUUGGACACAGAACAUCAAAAUUGAAAUAGCUACCCACAAUAGGCAGAUGAGAAGCUCCCAAACCAAAAACCAUGUAAAGCGGGCGUAAAAUUCAAUUCAAAAUUCCAAAAAAAUCAAUACGAAAAAACCAAAAUUCGGCAUAAACCUUUCGGCAGGGGCGGUAAAUCAUUGACGCAAAUAAAGAAACACUCUAAAUUGGCAAA
Messenger RNA from Anopheles stephensi (Asian malaria mosquito), 2379 nucleotides. RefSeq lists its product as uncharacterized. Lineage: Eukaryota; Metazoa; Arthropoda; Insecta; Diptera; Culicidae. The transcript is spliced from 2 exons. Bases 117 to 1829 code for a protein of 570 amino acids. The record is from RefSeq and is a predicted model, not a curated record.